This is a messenger RNA of Ceratina calcarata, 3754 nucleotides long. Its product is annotated as B-box type zinc finger protein ncl-1. Lineage: Eukaryota; Metazoa; Arthropoda; Insecta; Hymenoptera; Apidae. The record is from RefSeq and is a predicted model, not a curated record. The coding region runs from base 600 to 3458 and encodes 952 amino acids. Gene Ontology annotation, cellular component: nucleoplasm. Gene Ontology annotation, molecular function: ubiquitin protein ligase activity; zinc ion binding; protein binding. The transcript has 9 exons.
GGAACGGUUGCAUUCAUGAGAAGGCAUCUUAAAGAGCGGAACGCGUAGAUAAAUAAAAUGGCCGUUCGACCGUUCUUUUCGGUACGGUCCACUGUGGGUACGGUGUUCGAAGGAAAUUGAAUCGCGAAACGUGGUAUCUCGAGAAUCGUCGUCCAAGUCGGGAGAGCGAGAAAUUAUGGGUGAACGUAUGUGAACGUCGACGGGGCUCGAUUCGAAUCGAAGGCUUGCAACAACGUUCCUAAUUCGUGAUUCGUGGUGGUCGAUUCUUCGUCGCCACUCGCGACAGUGUCUUGUUUCGCUGUUUCGCUGUUGAACACGGCCGAUGCGCUACGAUGCUGUCUAGGCCCUCGUAGAUCUCGACACGAAAAAGCGUUCGCAGCAGUUUCGAUCAUUCCGACAGGCGUUCACCGUCCCAUUUGUUAAAGGAUAGAACGUUCGGAGAGGAAGAACAGAAGUUGGAACGAACGUUGGAUCUCGUUCCGUGUCGUUUCGCAUCGAAGCAAAGACGAAGACGACGAAAACGAUCGUGGUUCGACUCGAGGACGAGCGACUCGGGAAGAGGGAAAGUAACAAUAGUGUGAGGUAGAGUCGGUGAGAGGAUGGCAUCGUCGAUGGUGGCCGUUCCCUCGGGAACGGCGUCUGUCCAAGGCGGUGGUACCGGCGGUGGUAUCGGUCAGAACGAAGAAACGGAGAACGGCGAUGUGUUCGGCGAGAGAAACAUGAAUUCGGUGACUGGUUGCAACGAAACUUCGAGCCCCGGGGACGCACUAGAGGAGCUGAACUGUGGUACGGGCGAGACCGGUGAUCAGGAAUGCGCCAUUUGCCAAAGCAAACUUUGUUCUCCGAGAGUGCUCUCUUGUCUUCACGUGUUUUGCGAGGCUUGUUUGGACAAGCUUCUGAUGGACGAGGCGGGCGACUCCAAAGUCAGCUCCGUCCUCGUCUGUCCUCUCUGUCAACAAGAAACUUCCAUUAGUUCUAAGGGUGCCUCGUCGCUGACGUGCGACUACGUUUUGACCAACAUACUGGACAUGUCCGCGAUCGAGAAUAUGGCUGUUCUCUGUACCUCCUGUAAAGCCAAAGAAAGUGCCGUAGCGCGCUGUUCGGACUGUGCCAACUUCUUGUGUCCGAACUGUAACACAGCGCAUCAGUUCAUGAGAUGUUUCGAGAGCCACAAGGUUGUGGCCUUCGAAGACUUGAAGCAAUCCAACGAAGCUAUACCGAUACACAAACCUAUUUUUUGCGAAUAUCAUCCUGCUGAGAACAUGAAGUUUUAUUGCUACACUUGCCAGGAACCUAUAUGCAACGAGUGUCUGCUCGUCGAACACAAAGCCCCGGACCAUCAGUACGAGAGAAUAAUAGACGCGGAACCACGCCAAAAAGAGGAAUUGAUCAAGUUGAUGAAGGAGAGUAAAGCGAGGAUCGCGGACUGCGAUCAAGUCUCCGCGCAAUUGGACAAUGCGCUCAGCGAGCUUCAAGCGCAACACGAUCAAGCCAAGGAUCUGAUAGUGGAGACGUUUCAAAGUUACAAAGCCGUGCUAGAAAAAUGUCGGGACAACGCCUUGAUGGAGCUCGAAAAGUUACAUUCGAACAGGGAACUGGAGAUAAUGGACACGUUUCAUAGCGUCGAGAAGACCAUGGAGAAGAUCGAGGAUGCGUGUCGGUUCACCUCCAGACUCCUCGAGCACGGUGACGCCGUGGAGAUUCUCGCGCUUCGUCGCAUAGUUGGAACGCAGUUGUUGAACUUGAUAAAGAACACGCCGAAGCCGAACGUCACAUUCUCCAUACAAUUCCAAACGGACUACGAUCAGUUCGAGAAAACAGUGAAGGAAGUGUUCGGGAAAUUUCACACGGAGAGCACGCCACCGAGGAAGCCCACUCCCGAACCAAUCGCGACGAUGCCGUCGACAGCGGCAGCAGUAGGGGUUUCCAACAACCAGCAGGUCGUUCACGCAUCGAUGGGGAGUUGCCCGCGUUCCAUCAGCACGAGAUCCCCCAUUUCUCUUCCCACCUCGAUGCAAUCUUCCUUCGAAGGUGAACCCCCGUUCGUUAUACCUCCAACGUCUAGUCCACAAAAUAUUCCACCGCCGCCCCCUCCCGUCUCCCUCCCGCCAGGUCCCAUCCACGGGCUCACCAGUAUUCAGGAGUACAAUCUGCAGCAGUUGGCCAGUUUGGCAGAGAAGGUCGACAUGGACGCGAACGUGGUCGGGCCUAGUUCGAAUCCCAGUCCGACACCGCCGUUCACGCUGGCGGAUCUGUUUGCCGGCGAUCUAAGCUCGACCAGUCACGCGAUCAAUAAUUUACAAGCCCUCGCGAAAUUGGGAAACACGCUUGGUAAUCAAGAUCUUGGAAACAGCAGCAUCAACGGUGGCAGCGGUCUGGUGCUGGGCAGAGGUCCUUCGCCGGCCAUCGUCGAUUCACCGAACUUGAGUCUAGCCGCCAACAGUUUGUUGAACGGGGGAUUUCAGUCGUUGUCCUCGUCCACCUCGCCGAUACUCUCGCAGGGUGCUGGUGACGAUUUAAGAGGAGAUUCCAUGCAUAACAUGCCCGUAGUGGUAGGGAACACCGUUGGGAGCGUGGCCGGUUCCGGAUCCGGCAAUUACGCUCAUCCGCGUUCGAACAACGCCAAGUUGACUCCUAUGCACAUCAGGUGUAAAUUUGGCCAGUUAGGUCCGAGCAAAGGUCAAUUCAGUUCUCCCCACGGAUUCUGUUUGAGCGCCGACGAGGACAUAAUCGUUGCCGAUACGAAUAAUCACAGGAUACAGAUAUUCGAUAAGACUGGUGUUUUCAAAUUCCAAUUCGGUGUUCCUGGCAAGGAGGAAGGACAACUGUGGUAUCCUAGGAAGGUCGCGGUGAUGAGGAACAGCGGUAAAUUCGUGGUAUGCGAUCGAGGAAACGAGCGUUCCAGGAUGCAGAUAUUCACCAAGAGCGGUCACUUUAUCAAGAAAAUAGCGAUUCGUUACAUCGAUAUCGUAGCAGGCCUAGCCGUGACCAGCGAGGGCCACAUUUUGGCCGUCGACAGCGUGUCACCGACGGUGUUCGUGAUCAGCGACACGGGGGACUUGUUGCGAUGGUUCGAUUGCAGCGAAUACAUGAGGGAACCGAGCGACAUCGCGAUCAGUGGUAAAGAAUACUUCGUUUGCGACUUCAAGGGACAUUGCGUGGUAGUAUUCAACGAGGAGGGCAAGUUCGUGCGUCGCAUCGGCUGUGACAAUGUAACCAACUUCCCGAACGGGAUCGAUAUCAGCGACGCGGGAGAUAUAUUAAUAGGAGACUCGCACGGCAAUCGUUUUCACGUGGCUGUUUUCUCGAGGGACGGUUCCUUGAUAUCCGAAUUCGAAUGUCCGUACGUCAAGGUUUCUCGAUGUUGCGGCCUGAAAAUAACCUCGGAGGGAUAUAUCGUCACUUUGGCUAAAAAUAAUCACCACGUCCUCGUGUUGAACACUCUUUACAUAUCAUGAAGCGAGGAAGCAGACCAAGCAAGUAUGCCGUAACUUUCUUCGGCGAGCGAAACUUUUUCGGUGGGUGUCGUCGCCGCCACCGCUCUCACUCUCGGCCAAAGACGAACAGACCGAACUAGAGAGAAAAGAAGAAAGAUAAUAAAUAAUAAUGAAUCUGCCCGUGGCAUCGAGUCCUUUGAGAUUUGGGCCUACCGAAGCAAUAGAAUUACACGAACGUCUGCAGCAUGCAGCAGCUUUAAUAGUCUACAAAAAAAGGGAAAACAAAAAAAAAAAGAAAAAAACGCGAUAAAGGAAAA